Messenger RNA from Penaeus indicus, 1054 nucleotides. Its product is annotated as PCNA-associated factor-like. The record is from RefSeq and is a predicted model, not a curated record. Gene Ontology annotation, molecular function: chromatin binding. NCBI's taxonomy places the organism in Eukaryota, Metazoa, Arthropoda, Malacostraca, Decapoda, Penaeidae. Bases 222 to 758 code for a protein of 178 amino acids. Gene Ontology annotation, cellular component: nucleus. The transcript has 5 exons. Gene Ontology annotation, biological process: regulation of cell cycle; translesion synthesis.
GCUCGGUUCGGCCCCUUCGAGCGCCGCCGCGAUUCCCGCCUUGAAAGCGAACGGAAAGAAAGAAAGAAAGAAAGAAGAAAGAAAAUAGAUCCAGGGGAUAUAGACUAGACAAUAGUCUAAAACCCCUAUAAAAGAAGAAGAAGAAGAAAGCGAACAGGGAAGUAGAGGAGUUUUCUGCGCGAGAUUAGAGGUAGCCGCUGAGGAAACAGAAACAGGCCAAAAUGGUGAGGACUCGAGCUGACGCUGGACCAACCAAGGUGUCUGCGGCCAAAGCACCAAGAAAGGUGUUGAGUGCCCCCAGUGGAGGUGCAGGAAGCUCCUUCUCAUCACCUGGAAGAGUGAGCGGCAAAGAGAAAUACUCUGGAGGUAACAGUUACAACCCACAGCCCACACCAGAAUGGCAGAAGGGAAUUGGAAGCUUCUUCAAAUGUGUUCCCAAACCCAGGAAGGAGAAGGCAGCAGUAGCAGUUCCUCAGAAAGAAAGGAAACCAAGCCAGAAGCUGAGGCAGGGGAAGGUUCAUCAAAUUUCAGUAAGAAUGGAAUGGAAAUACUCUGGAGGUAACAGUUACAACCCACAGCCCACACCAGAAUGGCAGAAGGGAAUUGGAAGCUUCUUCAAAUGUGUUCCCAAACCCCAGGAAGGAGAAGGCAGCAGUAGCAGUUCCUCAGAAAGAAAGGAAACCAAGCCAGAAGCUGAGGCAGGGGAAGGUUCAUCAAAUUUCAGUAAGAAUGGAAUGAUAUCAGAUGAUGAUGAGUAAGUUCAAAAAGAAAUCUCUAUAUUUUCAAAUAGCUUCUCUGUUGUGUAUAAUAAAAACUUGAACAUUGGUCUUGAACAGACAUUGAGACACAAAUGUUUUUUUUGUUUUUAAGGAAGACACAUUAAUGAGACUGAUAAUUGUUCUUAGAAAAGACUAUAUAUUAGUAACAUGAGCACAAUCUCAGUUGCUCAUAAAAAAUAUAGAAUCAGUGUCAUUUUGUAAAACAAGUUACUUUUAUAAGAGUCAUGUAUUUUGUUUUUUAGAUUGAAUUUCUAUAAAUAAAAGUUUAUACUUUA